Molecule: messenger RNA, 7991 nt
Organism: Haliotis rufescens (red abalone)
Lineage: Eukaryota; Metazoa; Mollusca; Gastropoda; Lepetellida; Haliotidae
Exons: 11
Coding region: 242-2365 (707 amino acids)
Source: RefSeq, a predicted model, not a curated record
GAAAACAAACCAGCGUGUUGUCGCAGUGUGGACGAGCCCUCUGUUGGUGACGGCGGCUUGAUUUAACUGGGGAUGAGAUACUGAAACAUGUCGGUUUCUGAAAUUUGUAUUAACAGACUGUCAAGGCCGAGCUUCAGAUGUGACUGACAUGCUGGUGAUUGCAUUCAAAUGUUCCAUCUGAUAUAUCGGGGAUAUGAUGAGAAACACAAAUCACUAGAGUGAGCGAGGUGACUGAUCACUGAUGGGCAUGCCAAGGCUAUUGGCCAUCGUCGUGUUUCUAGUGACAGGAGUAGGUGACACCGCCGGGUCCACUUGCAGUUCAACAUGCACAACUCAGAGGGCGGUUCCCUGUGUGGUGAAGCAGCUGUCAUACCACUGCCUGAAGCCAUCGGUCAAUGAGAAAGACUUCCCCAACAAGCCAAGGAACUUGACAUAUAGCCAGGAUCUCAUCAAUGACACAUACAUCUUCCAUCUCAGCUGGCUCCUGCCUAAAGGAUAUUCCUACAGGGCAGUGAAAGGCUUCCUCCUUGAAGUUCACCCCAUCAGUCACCCUACAGAAUGUUACCACUUCAACCUCUCUGCCGUCAACUGGACCAUGGUGGACGAUGUACAGCAUGUGCAGUUCAGCCACUGUCUCCGCUACAGUGCCGCAGUGCACAACACCUUGUUCAUCUCGCUGUACAGCCUGCCCAGGGCUACAUACGGCGUGGAGAGGGAGAGGAUGACCAUCAAGUACUCACGCAUCAUGAGGAAGCCAUCUUGGAACCCAAACAUCUCAGCAACCCCAGACUUGAGCGAUGUUGCUGUGACCUUUGAUCCACUGUUGCCAGGGGCAGACUAUGUGUCUGUGUGUCUGGUGGAGGAGACGAGGACUAAACGCUGCUUCAUGGAGACUCGUGUCAACAAGCCACAGAAUCACAAAAGGUUUACUGAUGUUCCUUGCAACAAGACCUACAGAGUGUGGAUCCGCCCAUUUAGUAAAGCUAAGAAGAGCCUGGAUGAUUGGAUAAAGGCCCCAGAGUCUUUCACCAUGCCCUGCUCACUGCCUGUGUCAUCACUGCCACCGGCACCAUCAUGGACUGCAGAACCACCACCGGCACCUGGCAUCAUUCCAGUCAUUGUCAUAUGUACCCUUGUCCUGUGUCUGACUAUGGCAUCUCUUGUCUUCUUCUGGCUCCGUAGAGGAGUGGUUGUGCCUCUGCUGGAGAAGUGUCUGUUCUGCUGGCCCCGCAACACUUCCCAGCCAGAACCGGUCAACAAUGAGGGUUGUCAUUGUGUCUUCCCAAUCUACUACCCCGAGAGUCCAGCAUACACACAGGCAGUCACAGAGCACAUCCGCAUCCUCCACCGGAAGUAUGGUCUCAACAUCCAGUCCUAUGAUGACCAGAGGGAGGAGCUUCUCCAGGACAAGUUUGCCUGGAUCAAUGACAGACUGAAGACAAGUACUGUGUUGAUCUACUAUUCCAAGAAUCUGAUGGAGAUGGGAAGAGAGGGAGAUACACUGGAGGGCCACAGCACAUUUGGGGAUGUUGCUCACUACGCCCUACACAGACUCAACAUGCUCAACCUGGCUGGUCAGUCCAUUGUCUCGGUACAUGUUACUUUUGAUGAUCCUGAGAGAUAUGGCAUCCAGAACAUCAUCGGUCUGAUUGAAGAAGAGCCCAGUGGGAGCCUGUACCUGAACCACUUUGAUACACUUGUCUACAAACUGACCUGUGGAGAAAUGCAAACCUUGAGUAUGCCAAGUGAGGAAGAAACUCAUGAUCUCUGCAUGUACAUUCAUCAGAUGUAUGGUAGAGAGUACACGGGGGAAUUCCACGAAGCAGAGCCAAUGAUCUCGUCAUCACUUAGCAAGAACUUGCCAUCACAAGACUUUGGUAGUACAGACAGUUGCCAUGGAAGCAUGGUGCCAUGUUCCAAUCAAUGUCAUUGCCAUGGUAACAUGUUCACCAAUCCACACCAUCAGAAUUUUGGUGAUCAAACACAGUUAUCUCCCCUGAUGGGUUGCAAUGAAAAUACAACCUCAAGUGGAUAUGAUUCCAGAUCCAUAGUACCAUUCCACAGUGGAACCUUCUGUGAGGGCAUGCAGUGUCAAAACAGGUGUUCUAACGACCUCUCAGGUCACAGGCAUUGUGGGGAUCAGAAGUGUUGUCAUGUCCAUCCUGCUCCAUCUGACUUUGGGCAGUGCUGUAAUGACCAGUGUAAGGGCGUUGAUGCAGGCAGCACAUAUACUCUGGAGUUGGAUCAUCUUGGACAUUCUCGGCCUCUUCAGUUCAUUCCUCCAGAGGUGCCAAGCUCAAAUGCUAGUCUCACACAUAUACAGCAAGAGUUUGUGAAUGUCAACAAACGAAAUGGAUAUUUAUGAUCGAAAUGAUAGUCAUAUUUAUCUGAGCAGACUAAAGGAGACGAGCUGCUAUAGUUUUCUGUUUGUAAUGGCCUCCUGUCGCUGCCAUUUUUUUGACAUCAUGAAAUUUUCAUUCAUUACAGGAUUGUGAUAUAAUUCUGCAUAAUAUUGCCCAAUGAAUAUGUUGCUGUAAAUGUUACAGUUGCUCUUAUUUUGGUCUGGGUCAUUUCCACUGUCAUUCCACCUCAACAUGUUGUAAGCAUGAUCAAAUGAAACCUGACCCACAGACAUGUCAGGCGGAGUCCCAAACUAAGUAGAUUUGAUUUGACUUUUGUAUAAGGUCAAGGUCACUGAAAGUGAUUCUUUACGUCAUUUAUGCUAGCUAGUUCAGAGACUGUCUAGUAUCUGAUAUUUCUAAAAGCCAUGCUGAAUAUUCAUAUCAUUAUGUUUUAGUUACCCAUUGGUACUACAACCAUAAUUAUGUCACUGUGACCUACUUUGCAUGACAAAUUCAUGUCAGUAUUGUUACAUACUUGUAACAGGUUUGCAUAUGAGUUACAAAUACUAGCGUUAUUGUAAUCAUCAAUCUCUUAGUUUAGAAACAUGAACAAAUGAUGUAUGUUCUGAUGGUGCUGUAUCACUGCAAGAAAGGAUUUUAGUGAGGUCACGAUUGCUUACUUCUUGUAGGUAAGUGUAUUUGCAGAUUUUUUUGUAAGAGUAGAUGACUCUGAGACAUCAUACUGUUCAAAGUAAACAAGUAAGAAGAUUGUGAUUUCUGUGGUAGUGUCAGCUUGAUAUUCAUAGGUUGUAUGUAAUAUAAACAGAACAGAAUGUCCCAGAUAUUAGUUUGCUUUUAGAAUUCAGAAAAUAUAAUAUUUGCUGGGUCUUCAUUAGUGUGUGGAGGAUGAUGGCUUGUUUUGAUGAUGGCUUGUGAGAAAUGAUGUCUCACUCCAGAGACUAAUAUCCAAUGUCAGUUGAUGUACUAUUUCGUUCAAUUUCUUGCCCAAUAUCUGCCAUGGUAUGUCAUGAAGACGGCUGAACAUAAGGUAGAGUGACACUGCAGCUGAACACUGAUAGUGUGACACUGCAGUGUGCAGCUGACCAUAAGGUAGUGUGACACUGCUGUGUGCAGCAGAACACUAGGUAGUGUGACACUGCAGUUUGCAGUUGAACAUAAGGUAGAGUGACACUGAUGUGUGCAGCAAAACACUAGGUUGUGUGACACUGCAGUGUGCAGCUGAACAUAAGGUAGUGUGACAAUGCAGUGUGCAGCUGAACAAAAGGUAGUGUGACACUGCAGUGUGCAGCUGAACAUAAGGUAGUGUGACACUGCAGUUUGCAGCUGAACAUUAGGUAGUGUGACGCUGAUGUGUGCAGCAAAACACUAGGUUGUGUGACACUGCAGUGUGCAGCUGAACAUAAGGUAGUGUGACAAUGCAGUGUGCAGCUGAACAAAAGGUAGUGUGACACUGCAGUGUGCAGCUGAACAUAAGGUAGUGUGACACUGCAGUUUGCAGCUGAACACUAGGUAGUGUGACACUGCAGUGUGCAGCAGAACACUAGGUAGUGACACUGCAGUGUGCAGCUGAACAUUUGGUAGUGUGACACUGCAGUGUGCAGCUGACCAUAAGGUAGUGUGACACUGCAGUUUGCAGCUGAAUAUAAGAUAAUGUGACACUGCUAUGUGCAGCUGAACACUAGGUAGUGUGACACUGCUGUGUGCAGCAGAACAUAAGGUAGUGUGACAAUGCAGUGUGCAGCUGAACAAAAGGUAGUGUGACACUGCUGUGUGCAGCUGAACAUAAGGUAGUGUGACACUGCAGUUUGCAGCUGAACACUAGGUAGUGUGACACUGCAGUGUGCAGCAGAACACUAGGUAAUGUGACACUGCAGUGUGCAGCUGAACAUUAGGUAGUGUGACACUGCAGUGUGCAGCUGAACAAAAGGUAGUGUGACACUGCAGUUUGCAGCUGAACACUAGGUAGUGUGACACUGCAGUGUGCAGCAGAACACUAGGUAAUGUGACACUGCAGUGUGCAGCUGAACAUUAGGUAGUGUGACACUGCAGUGUGCAGCUGAACAAAAGGUAGUGUGACACUGCAGUGUGCAGCAGAACACUAGGUAAUGUGACACUGCAGUGUGCAGCUGAACAUUAGGUAGUGUGACACUGCAGUGUGCAGCUGACCAUAAGGUAGUGUGACACUGCAGUUUGCAGCUGAAUAUAAGAUAAUGUGACACUGCUAUGUGCAGCUGAACAUAAGAUAGUUUGACACUGCUGUGUGCAGCUGACCAUAAGGUAGUGUGACACUGCAGUGUGCAGCUGACCAUAAGGUAGUGUGACACUGCAGUGUGCAGCUGAACAUAAGGUAGUGUGACACUGCAGUGUGCAGCUGAAUAUUAGGUAGUGUGACACUGCUGUGUGCAGCAGAACUCUAGGUAGUGUGACACUGCAGUUUGCAGUUGAACAUAAGGUAGUGACACUGCAGUGUGCAGCAAAACACUAGGUUGUGUGACACUGCAGUGUGCAGCUGAACAUAAGGUAGUGUGACACUGCAGUGUGCAGCUGAACAAAAGGUAGUGUGACACUGCAGUGUGCAGCUGAACAUAAGGUAGUGUGACACUGCAGUUUGCAGCUGGACAUUAGGUAGUGUGACACUGCAGUGUGCAGCAAAACACUAGGUUGUGUGACACUGCAGUGUGCAGCUGAACAUAAGGUAGUGUGACACUGCAGUUUGCAGCUGAACACUAGGUAGUGUGACACUGCAGUGUGCAGCAGAACACUAGGUAGUGACACUGCAGUUUGCAGCAGAACACUAGGUAGUGACACUGCAGUGUGCAGCUGAACAUUAGGUAGUGUGACACUGCAGUGUGCAGCUGACCAUAAGGUAGUGUGACACUGCAGUUUGCAGCUGAAUAUAAGAUAAUGUGACACUGCUGUGUGCAGCAGAACAUAAGGUAGUGUGACACUGCAGUGUGCAGCUGAACAUAAAGUUGUGUGACACUGCUGUGUGCAGCUGAACAUAAGAUAGUCAGACACUGCUGUGUGCAGCUGAACAUAAGAUAGUCAGACACUGCUGUGUGCAGCUGAACACUAGGUAAUGUGACACUGCAGUGUGCAGCUGAACACUAGGUAAUGUGACACUGCUGUGUGCAGCAAAACACUAGGUUGUGUGACAUUGCUGUGUGCAGCUGAACCUAAGCUGGUAUGACACAGCCAUGCUCAGCUGAACAUAAGCUGGUGUGACAACUGUGUGCAGCUGAACAUAAUUUACACUUAUGGCCUUGAGUGUAUCACUUGUCUCUUGCCAAAUUCAUUUGUCUGUUUUGUUCAUUCACCUGUUUGAUGUUCUGUUUUCGCCAUAUUUAAGCACUCCUGACUUACUUCUAGACCUGUCUUGAAGUAAUCAGUGCUUGGCACUAUACUAGAAAUAUACAUAAUACAUAACAGUCUGAACUAUGCCUGUUUUCUACUGCUUAAUCUUUGAUAACGACUUAUCUAUGUUAUGAAUAAGCGUCCCCCUCUUUCAAUUUUCUAAAUGCCAAGGGUGCUGUUUACAGCAAGUAUGGUAAGUGUUUUCUUGUCUAAUAUGCCCAAGUGAACACAAUGUUGAUUACUGUUGUUCAAGUGCUGUUGCCCGUAGAUACUGACAGUGGUUUUAGUUCGCAGUAUGUUUACAUUAGUGUUGACUUGUUGGUAUCGAUGAUCAUUCCCAGCGCUCUCUUCUAGUAUAUCUGGAUGGAAAAUGUCAUUUUUAGUAUGUUUCAAACAGGUUUGAAAUGUCAAUCUUUGUCACUAAAACAACUCCCUGUCAAAUAUAAUAUGGACUCUGGCUGCCUGUGUUGGCACUGUUGUUGUUACUGUACAGAAGCUAAAGUUGUGCCUAAAAUGUUUUACCAUUGUUCAGCCUUAUAACUGUCUCAUAUGCAUGUGAACACAGGUGGCACUCCCUGCUGCCCACUAUCUGUAGGCCUAAUAACAUCUUCCUAGUUGUCACACUGGUGGCAUAGGUUUGAUCCACACAUUUCUAGUAUAGCUGUAUAGUUCAGGACAUGUGAUUAUUGUUUUCUCCUUUCAUAUAGUGUAUAUGCUUCUUUCCCAAUAGUUUUAUCUUGAUUACUGUUGGAGAUCUUAUCAGAGGGUAAGUUGGUUUUACACCACUUUGAACAGUAUUUCAGUUACAUUGUGCAGCAUAUCAGUCUGAUAUUAGGGUAGUCCUUACUUGACAAAGCUGGCAUAUAUAGUCUCAUUUGGUGAAACAAACAGGCACUGAUAUGGUGCUGACAGAGAAGGAUCAAAUCAAUGUGAAUCUUGGAUUUGAACACAUGAUCAGCUGAUCCAGAGAGCUAAGGGAGGCAACUGUGCACAGCUAACUGCAGCACCUUGGACCAGUGGGUUGUGUUUGUGUCCUUGCUGUCAACAUGAUGUGAAACAAAAGAUGGGUCCGUCCGAUAUCAGUUAUGUCUUUUCAUUAUUUUGUGAUCUCAUAAUUGUAUAAUUCUCCCCUGUUCUUGCAUAAUUAUUGGGAACAAAAUGUUCAUUACCACAAUUUUAUUGUGUUCAGAUAUUAGCUCUUUUGUGCUAUCAUGUUAUUCAUACACGGCAUUAUGUGAUUUCUUGAUGACCUUCAUUAUAUUUCAUGAAUGUUUUUCAAAUGAAAUGCAAAAGGAGAAAUAUGCCAUUUUGGUCUUUGAUAUUGAGAGAUAUUUAGCUUUGUACUCGUGAUUUGUAGGACAUGCAUGGUCGAAGCAUUUGUGUUGUAAUGUCAGCAUUUGAUAGAGUUCCUCAAAAACAAUGGCCAGACUUGGCAGGAUGUUAUGUCCAAUGUACUUGGAAGGAUUGUAUGCCCCCUGCAACAAGAUCAGGGUCUUGUAGUAGCCCACCGUGAAAGGGGGCACCUUUAGACAUGUCGGACAUGUGGCUUGACAAGUCACAAACAUGUCAGGUUAAGUUAUCCAACACCCCGGAGUACAACCACAGAAAAGAUUUGCUGGUGAUGAGCAUCAGGAGUAUGUGAUUCUUAUUCCUGUAUCAGCUGGUACAAGUGCUCGACUCUACCAGUGUUAGCUGCUGUUUGUAUAUAAGCUGAUCAGUAGAUUGACCAGCCAAUGACAUAGUGCCAGUUUGUGGGUUACGUUGUCUAAAGGGGAUGAAUGACUGUGCAAGGUUUUCCUGUAACCCAUUGCUGUGUUACGAAGCAGUAGUGUCGUACAAACAGGUGGGAUGUACCAUGUCAUCUUGCCUCAGCAGUUCUGUUUAUAGAGUAACUCAUUCUCACUGAUGAAGACAUUGUAUGUCAUCUGUCUUUGGGCCAAUCAGACUGCCUGAAUAGUGCUGAUUCAAACAUCUAUAUGGAUGAUAAUAGCCAGGUCUAGAUGUAGAUCCAUGUACCACUGAUUACCAUGACAACACAGAAGCAUCGCCUUAUUAACAGGCAUGAGUUUAGCAGUACACUGCAGUCUUGUCUCCUUUGCCAGAUGAAGUGUAUCUAUAGGUGUGACUAUUGGGCUAGCAGACAAUAGUUGUCGUUAGAUGAUCCGGAGAUUCUUCCUGUGUGGAAUAUAGUUUGGACAAACUAAUGCUUACUAUUGAAUUUGUACUGCAUGAAUAUCCCUGUGAUAUGUAUUACAAAUCUAAUGUUUUUUUAAA